This is a messenger RNA of Jaminaea rosea, 2368 nucleotides long. RefSeq lists its product as hypothetical. Gene Ontology annotation, biological process: regulation of DNA-templated transcription. NCBI's taxonomy places the organism in Eukaryota, Fungi, Basidiomycota, Exobasidiomycetes, Microstromatales. Gene Ontology annotation, molecular function: DNA-binding transcription factor activity. The transcript has a single exon. The coding region runs from base 107 to 2320 and encodes 737 amino acids. The record is from RefSeq and is a predicted model, not a curated record.
AAGCUUCCCAUUUGCUGCCACGAGCGAUCCUCCGGACCUGCGAAUACCAAGACCAUCUCUUCUUGAUCAUCAUCGUCGAUCCACUCGCACAGCAGUCGCGCUCGCCAUGCCUCCGGCAAAGAAGCGCAAGUCCCCCUACGACCGCUUCACCGAUGCGUCGCCUACGGCUAUCAGUGCUGGGUUCGCAGCCGCGAUGAACAUCGGUCCUCAGCCUAGGGGCAUACAGGGAGGCACAAUGGCAGCUCCUAGCUCGAGCAAUUUAGGCUCCUCAUCAGGAGAUAUGGGCGUCGAUCCGUUUGGUCAGCAAGGCGCAGACUGGCUGCAGAGCCUUCAAAACGUCUCCGGCGUUGCGAGCGGGAACGGAUUUGGAGAGGAGGAUGAGGGGGAGGGAGAUGACGAUGAGCCGGAUACGCCAUCUACGAGUGCGGCAAAGGGCAAUGCUGCGAGAGGAGGAGUAGGAGCAAAGCGUAGACGAGGAGGCGGGCAAGCCGGCUCGAAGCGUGGGAAGGCAGCAGCGUCGUCGAAGGAGGCGCCCUCAACGGCGGCAGACGAUGACGACGAAGCUGCGCAGCAUCGCAAGGAGCAGAACCGUCUCGCCCAGCGAGAAUUUCGACAACGACGGCAGCAAUACGUUCGCGCCCUAGAAGGCCGUAUCGAGCUACUCUCAUCAGAUCACGACGACCAAGUCGACCGCCUCCGUCAUGCCCUACGUGGCCUCCUUGCAGAGAACAACACCCUACGCUCCAUGGUGGGCUCCCUGGCGCGCUUCAUCGGUGAAGGUCUGCUCGGUGGGCCACUACAGCAGAACGGUAUCUCGCGCCAGCAGCUGGAGGAAAUGAUCAACGGUCGCAGCGAGAAGACGAUGACGGAUGCAUGGCAGAAUUGGCCGGGAGCGAAGGAGUGCGAGGCACUGAGGCAGAUUAGGAUGGAGGCCAACAUUCCCGCCGAUGGACUUCCGGAGAUGAGGAACAGCAGUCCAGGGGCGAUGGGCGCUGGAGCGGGCGGCUCCGCAAAGAAGUCAAGAAAGAGUACGGGAGGCGCGGCGGGAGCAGGAACGGCUGCCGGUACGAGCUCGACGACGGAUGACAACACUGCGGGACCUUCUCAGCAGCCCUCAGCAAGUGGCGCAGCCAGCGCGAAUGCCUUCGCCGAGCCCUUCCUCGCUCCAUACAUCAACGCUUCAACGGCCAGCAUGCCCUCCUCCUCGACGGCAGCGCCAAGCUUCGCCGGCAAUACCCCCUUCAAUGGCGGCGCACCGUUCAGCCCCUUCCCUUUCGCCGGUGGCAGCGAUCAGCCCGAUGCUGCUCUCCUCGCAAGCCUGUUCGGUCCCGCGUCUGUGACAUCACAAAGCGGUGCAUGGCCGGCUCCCACUCCCUCCACCUUAGAUACCAACAGCCGGGACGGCCCCUCUCUGGGCAACGGCUCAACGAUCACUGGUAACGGCUCCACCUCUGCGCUUCCCAGUAGCGAUUCGCCCGCCACAACACCACGUACAGCAUUGCAAAAUAGUGCUCACACCUUCCUUCAGUCGCUGCGUCACCUCGAUGAGCAAGAUCGCUCAGGCUUAGCCCGCGUACAGUCCAUCGCCGACCAGUUGAACCACCUGCGUGCCUCGCAGGGUCGAAGGGACCUCAUCUCCCUCUUCGGCGACGCGGCCACCGCCUCCGCCUCGCCUCGCGGUGGUAGCGGCGCCAACACGAAUGACUCGACCAUCGCUCCCGCUUCACUCGCGGACGAUGGUGGCUCUCCUCAGACCGAGGAGGAGAUGUCCCGCAUGACAUCAGCAUUCAUCCAGACUGCCUACCACAUGGCCAACUAUCGCCGCAACGCGUCUUAUCGUCUGCCCUCCAUCCUGCGUCCCACUGACCUCCAGCUCACCCGCCCCCAUGACCCGAUUAUCGAUGGCGUCCCCCUCUCCGGUCUCCGUGACGCCUUGAUCGAGCAACACGCACAGGGUCGUGUGGACCUGGACGAGGUCUUGUUCUAUCUGCUUUGCAGCACCAAGAUGGCCGAAGGGGACGUCCUACGCCAGGAGACUUGGAUGCUUGACCACGGCUUCGUUUUAAGAUUCCCAAGUCUGGCCACAAGCGAUGUGCUUGAUGCGACGAAUCGCUGGAGGAAGGUGACGCACGACUUGGAGCCGCUGAGCAAGGAAGAUGUACUGCAGCUUGCGGGGAAGGGGCGGAGAGCUGGAAUGGUGGGACGGGAGAAGGGUACGGCUGCGAAGAGUGGGACAGGAGGGGUAGCUGGCGAUGGUGCAGGAGUUAGUAGCGCUGAAGCUAAUGCUUCCGGGUCGGGAUCGCCUGCGAUGACCAGGUAAGGACUUUACUGAUUGUAGCCCUGCAAUGCACAAAGCAAGCAAUCGAUG